This is a messenger RNA of Culicoides brevitarsis, 1510 nucleotides long. It is a transcript of the gene shu, whose product is annotated as inactive peptidyl-prolyl cis-trans isomerase shutdown. The record is from RefSeq and is a predicted model, not a curated record. NCBI's taxonomy places the organism in Eukaryota, Metazoa, Arthropoda, Insecta, Diptera, Ceratopogonidae. Gene Ontology annotation, biological process: piRNA processing; spermatogenesis. Gene Ontology annotation, molecular function: peptidyl-prolyl cis-trans isomerase activity; Hsp90 protein binding. The transcript is spliced from 2 exons. The coding region runs from base 104 to 1393 and encodes 429 amino acids. Gene Ontology annotation, cellular component: cytoplasm.
CAAGUGACUGUUAUUUACUUCUUUAUUUGUCUACAUAGCCGGCACCAUAUUAGAACCAAAAAAAAACUCUUAUAUUAAAUUAAAGCAAAAAUACUACAAAAGUAUGGGUGAUUUUGUGAAAAAUCCCAUUCGUUUCGAGGAUUUGAUCGAAGGAGGAGCACGUUUUGAAAUUGAUGUAAACAAAGUGGACUUGGAGACGGAUAUGUUUGAUGUAAACGAUGAAGAUAUAGAAGAGGUAAAUGAAGACGAAAUCGAAAAGAGCCCAUGGCUGUUAGACUUCAAUUCGUUGCGGAAACAAAUGGUUCCGCUUUCCAAUUUUCUGUACAAGAAAAUUACCAAACAAGGGAGCUUAGCCAUCCCGAAAAAUUCAAGAGUGGUUGUAGACUACAAUGCUUACUUUGAGCGCGAGGAGCAUUCCUACGAUUCGACGUACAUGCGUGGAAAGCCCUUGAAAAUUCGUUUAGGCUAUGGUGAAGUACUGGAGGGACUUGAAGAGGCGGUUAAAAGCAUGAAGAAGGGCGAAGAGGCACAAUUUGUUAUUUCGUACAACAUUUUGUACGGAGAAAAUGGCUGUCCACCACGCAUAAAGCCCAAAGCGGAUGCACUUUUUAUCAUACGUUGCAAGGAUUUUACCGAAUUGAUGCCAGAUACCAUAGAUACUACUGAACAAACAGCUUUUACAUUCACUUACAAAAAGGCUGUUUUAUUUGAUGGCGAAGCAAAAGCAGCUUUUCGCAAGCGAAACUAUCUUCUUGCCAUUACAAAGUACAAGAAAGCUAUUGACCAAAUCCAAUUCGUUAAUUUGAAGGAUGAGCAUGAGGAGAAGUUACAAAAGGAUCUACUUAAGAAAUUUUUCCUUAAUUUGGCAGUGACAUACAAUUUGCAAGAUCAACCGAAAAAAUGCUGCAUCAUGAUCAACAAUCUCAAUGAGCUCGAGAGCAUUCAAAAUAACCCCAAGGCCUUAUAUCAACAAGGAAAGGCAUUGCAUCGUAUUGGUGACUUUGAGAAAGCCAGAAAGAGCUUACGUCGUGCCGUCCAACUCAAACCGGAUGACGAGCUGAUUGCUAAGGAAAUUCGCCUGCUUGAGAGUCAGAUUAAAAAGUUCAAGGAAAACGAGAGAAAAAUGUGCGAAAAAGCGUUCGGUGUGAUUACCAAUACAAUUGCUAAAAAUGCAGCAAACGAAAAAGAGGGCGAAACAGAUGAAGCUACCACUAAUUUAUUCAAGAAACGUAUCAAAGAGUUCAUGGAUGGUCAAGUUUCAUCGAUUUUAUUACCGGGACCAUUAGAUGACAGCAUUGUUAAAUGCAUCCAAAACUUGGAGAAAGUAUUUGAUUUCAAAUUGGAAAUCAAUGAUACAUCGAACGAAGUUUAUUACAAACUUAAGAAAAUAUGAAGAAAACCUUCUUAAGGUUAACGACUAAUCGACUAAUUAAUUACCUCAUGUUCCUUUGUAUUCUUUCCAAAUAUGUACUAUGAUUAAACUGAUAAUAAUAGAUUCUGAUUCAAAUAU